CAAACUCCUAAAAUUCAGACUGUGUCAUCAUUCAUCUCAUCUCUUUUUACUCCCAAACUGCCACACGUUAUAUAUAUAUAGAAACUGUAGAACCGUAAAGCUAGAACCCUUUCCAAACCGACAUUAAUUUUCACAAAAUCCAAUGGCAGCCGCCGCACCACCACCAGCACCAACCCCAGCAGCCACCGCACUACCAAACUCAACACCAACAGGCCACCCACUCUUCUCUCGUGUCCGCCUCGCCACCCCAUCGGACAUCCCCCACAUCCACAAACUCAUCCACCAAAUGGCCGUCUUCGAACGCCUCACCCACCUCUUCUCCGCCACCGAAGCCUCCCUCUCCUCCACGCUCUUCACUUCCCCACCUUUCCAAUCCUUCACCAUCUUCAUCCUCGAACUCUCCCAAGCCCCAUUCCCACCUUCUCCAUCUCCUCCUCUCUUCUUCUCCCCCAUUACUCAGACCACCACUCUCGACCUCCCCAUCGAUGACCCAGAUGCCGAAACCUUCAAAUCCAACGAUAAAGAUUGUGGCUUUGACGUUGUGGUUGGUGGGUUUGUUUUGUUUUUUCCAAACUACUCGACGUUCUUGGGGAAACCAGGGUUUUAUGUGGAGGACUUGUUUGUGAGGGAGUGUUAUAGGAGGAAAGGGUUUGGGAAGAUGCUACUCUCAGCUGUGGCUGCUCAAGCUGUGAAGAUGGGGUAUGGGAGAGUGGAGUGGGUGGUGCUUGAUUGGAAUGUGAAUGCUAUUAAGUUCUAUGAGGAAAUGGGUGCUAAUGUCUUGCAAGAAUGGAGGAUUUGUAGGCUCACUGGUGAGGCUCUCCAAGCUUAUGCCAAUCCUGCUAUUUAAUUCAUUUAAUUAAUGGGUUUUUCUUUUUGUGGGGUUUUAGUACUUUGUGAGUUUUUUUAGAUUUCAAGAAAUGAAAUUGAAAAGUGGAUUAGAAUGUAUGACAAAGAUGAGCUGUAUCUGGUGUGGGUUUUGUUUGUGACUCACCUGAUUCCUGAUGUUUUUAACAAGAAUUUCAAUGCUAUCCUUAGUUAGUUCCUCAAA
Messenger RNA from Quercus robur (English oak), 1048 nucleotides. Its product is annotated as probable acetyltransferase NATA1-like. The coding region runs from base 143 to 847 and encodes 234 amino acids. Lineage: Eukaryota; Viridiplantae; Streptophyta; Magnoliopsida; Fagales; Fagaceae. The record is from RefSeq and is a predicted model, not a curated record. Gene Ontology annotation, molecular function: N-acetyltransferase activity. The transcript has a single exon.